UUUCCCUUCCCCACUUUAUAUCCGAAAGGACCGAAACCAAAGGAAAGCAAUAAACAUAACAGAAGGAGGAGAGUGGAGACCAUGCUCUCCCUCUAUUACUACUCUUCUUGCUCAUUUUCUUCUUCUUCAAAACUAUUUCAAACCUCACCUUCUCUCUUCUCCUUCUCCUCUCGAAACCCUAGAAUUCAUUCUAAGUUUUUGAGAACCUUCACAGCCAUUCCUGCUGCUCCAAACUCUGAUGAAGGCCAACAAUCCCUCGCCGGCCGGCGAGCCAAUUACGGCGGAGUCAAUCUGGAAGAGACGGUGGAUAUCAACUCAGGAAAGCUCAGGCUUGAUUCUUGGAUUUCUUCUCGCAUUACCGGCAUCAGUAGAGCUCGCGUCCAGUCCAGUAUUCGCUCCGGCCUCGUCUCUGUCAAUGGCCGCAUUGUCGACAAGGUGUCACACAAUGUCAAAGCUGGAGAUAUGGUAAAUUGCACUAUUUCAGAGUUGCAACCCUUGAGGGCUGAGCCAGAAAACAUACCUUUGGAUAUAGUUUUUGAAGAUGAGCAUGUACUAGUCGUUAACAAGCCUGCACACAUGGUUGUGCAUCCAGCACCCGGGAAUGCUUCUGGCACACUUGUUAAUGGCAUUCUUCAUCAUUGCAGUCUUCCAUUUGCUGCAUUUUCAAAUGAGGAAAUUCUUUCUGAUGCUGAGGAUAUUUCUGAUGAUGAUUUGAGUAUUGAUAAAAGUCCUAACGAGUUAAAUUUUAGCAUAAGUGGGGCAUCUAUUCGCCCAGGGAUUGUUCACAGAUUGGACAAAGGCACUAGUGGAUUACUUGUUGUUGCAAAGGAUGAACACUCACAUGCCCAUUUAUCUGAACAAUUUAAGCUACACACUAUCCAAAGAGUAUACAUCAGUCUUACUUCUGGAAUUCCAUCUCCAAUUGCUGGACGUGUUGAGGUGCCAAUUGGUCGUGAUGUAAAUAAUCGGAUUCGUAUGGCUGCUAUACCUGGAUCAAACAACUGUAGACAGGCCCGCCAUGCUGCUAGUAGGUACAAAGUAAUAGAAAUACUUGCUGCCGGUGGUUCUGCAUUGGUUGAGUGGAGAUUAGAAACUGGACGCACUCAUCAGAUACGUGCGCAUGCAAAGUACUUGGGAAUUCCUCUUUUAGGUGAUGAGGUGUAUGGAGGGACCAAGAGCAUGGCCUUGUCACUGCUUCGGCCUAGAACUGCAGCAAGCCAUCAUGGGCAACUUUUGCAACUGGUUUCUGGAUUGGAAAGGCCUUGCCUCCAUGCUUUGGCCCUUGGGUUUAGGCACCCACACACGAUGGAGAAUGUGUACUUUUCAUGCCCUCCACCUGCAGAUUUUGCUGAAAUCCUGAGCCAACUUCGUAGAAUGGACUUGUUGGCUUAGCAACACAAAAUCCAUCCUAAACAAAUGAUCUUAUUGAUUGGUUAACAUUGCCCAUUGUAGACCUUUCUAAUUAUCAAUCAUUUGAUGUGCAGCCUUCAUUUAAGGAAUGAUUGAAUUAGAUUAAGCAAGCUCACAAUGUAAAGACUGCCCAGAACCGGAACUGAAUAGCCAACUUGGGAUUGGCAUAUGCUUAUAGCAUGCUGGUGAAGGCAAUGGCAAAGAAGACAUCGGCUAAGUAAACCAUGUGCAUUUCCAAUACCUGAUGCUUCGGCAGCCUUUUGUGGAUGAUAUGGCUCAAUAAUUAAAAAUGAAGAUCUAAAGUUCUAGUGGUCGCUCCCCAGUUGCAGUGAAGUUGGAAUUUUUAGGAUGUCUUACGUAACAAAUCUGUGAUUUUUUUCUUCAUUCUUUUUAAAACCCCGACUAGAGCCAGUAAUUGUACUGUUAUAACACUGUAUGAUCCUUUUAUGCUUAUUUAUCUUCAUAAAUGUCAUCCAUACCAACAACCAUAAGAAUUCUUUUGUUGUAUGAAUGUUUAUGUAUAAAAAUUGCUCUCUUUAAA
Quercus lobata is the source of this 1951-nucleotide messenger RNA. Its product is annotated as Pseudouridine synthase family protein. The coding region runs from base 82 to 1392 and encodes 436 amino acids. Gene Ontology annotation, biological process: enzyme-directed rRNA pseudouridine synthesis. Gene Ontology annotation, molecular function: pseudouridine synthase activity; RNA binding. The transcript has 7 exons. The record is from RefSeq and is a predicted model, not a curated record. NCBI's taxonomy places the organism in Eukaryota, Viridiplantae, Streptophyta, Magnoliopsida, Fagales, Fagaceae.